Molecule: messenger RNA, 2543 nt
Organism: Chiloscyllium plagiosum (whitespotted bambooshark)
Lineage: Eukaryota; Metazoa; Chordata; Chondrichthyes; Orectolobiformes; Hemiscylliidae
Gene: abce1
Product: ATP binding cassette subfamily E member 1
Molecular function (GO): ATP binding; ATP hydrolysis activity
Source: RefSeq, a predicted model, not a curated record
GAAGGGGGGGGAGCCAUCUUCACCGGCUUCUUUUUUCCCCUCCCCUUCCCUUCCCCUCCCCCACCUCCUCUUCACUCCUGACGACCACGUUUGCAGAGAGGAGAGAAAAGCCAGGGUGGACUUCUACCGCAACCGUUGGGCAGGCGGCAAAGCCUACCGAGGAUUCGUCUGAUGUAGUCGCUGCCGCUCGCACUGUCACAGCGUCCCGCCCGGAUUGUGACAGCUUUCUGGCAUGAUACAAAGUUUUUCUUGUCAAGAUACGAGCUCACUGAGGCAUUAUGGCAGAUAAACUAACCAGAAUUGCCAUAGUCAGCCAUGAUAAGUGCAAACCCAAAAAAUGUCGUCAGGAGUGCAAGAAGAGCUGUCCAGUAGUUCGAAUGGGAAAGCUUUGUAUUGAAGUUACUGCUCAAAGUAAGAUUGCCUGGAUUUCAGAAACUCUCUGUAUUGGUUGUGGGAUUUGCAUUAAGAAAUGUCCUUUUGGGGCUUUGUCGAUUGUUAACUUGCCAAGUAAUUUAGCUAAAGAGACAACACACCGAUACUGUGCAAACUCCUUCAAACUUCACAGGUUGCCUAUUCCUCGACCUGGCGAAGUUUUGGGUUUGGUGGGAACGAAUGGGAUUGGAAAAUCCACAGCUUUGAAGAUCCUAGCGGGAAAGCAAAAGCCCAAUCUGGGGAAAUAUGAUGACCCUCCUGACUGGCAGGAGAUUUUGACUUAUUUCCGAGGUUCUGAACUACAGAACUAUUUUACAAAGAUCCUAGAGGAUGAUCUCAAGGCCAUCAUCAAACCCCAGUAUGUGGACCAGAUCCCAAAGGCCGUAAAGGGCACUGUGGGUUCUAUUUUGGAUAGAAAAGAUGAGACCAAAACUCAGGAUGUUAUUUGUGAACAUCUUGAUUUGACUCACCUAAAAGACAGGAAUGUUGAGGACCUCUCUGGAGGGGAGCUGCAAAGAUUUGCAUGUGCAGUGGUGUGCAUUCAAAAAGCUGACAUCUUCAUGUUUGAUGAGCCCUCCAGUUACCUGGAUGUUAAACAGCGUUUGAAGGCUGCCAUCACCAUUCGCUCGCUUAUAAAUCCGGAUAGAUAUAUUAUCGUUGUGGAGCACGAUUUGAGCGUGUUGGAUUACCUUUCUGAUUUCAUUUGCUGUUUAUAUGGCGUGCCGAGUGCAUAUGGUGUUGUCACCAUGCCUUUCAGUGUUCGAGAAGGUAUCAACAUAUUCUUGGAUGGAUAUGUGCCAACAGAAAACUUGAGAUUCCGCGAUGCCUCUUUGAUUUUCAAAGUAGCUGAAACAGCAAAUGAGGAAGAGGUCAAAAAAAUGUGCCGAUAUCAUUAUCCAAGAAUGAAGAAAAAGAUGGGCGAAUUUGAACUGGAAAUUGGGACUGGAGAAUUCACAGAUUCUGAAAUCAUGGUAAUGCUGGGAGAAAAUGGUACAGGGAAGACCACAUUCAUCAGAAUGCUGGCUGGAAGACUGAAGCCAGACGAAGGAGGUGCAGUGCCUGUGCUGAAUGUCAGCUACAAACCACAGAAGAUCAGCCCUAAGUCCCAAGGGACUGUUCGUCAGCUGCUUCAUGAAAAGAUCAGAGAUGCCUACACCCAUCCACAGUUUGUGACUGAUGUGAUGAAACCAUUGCAAAUUGAAAGUAUCAUUGAUCAAGAGGUCCAGAAUCUAUCUGGAGGUGAAUUGCAACGUGUGGCACUGGCUCUGUGUCUCGGUAAACCAGCAGAUGUCUACUUGAUUGAUGAACCAUCAGCAUACCUGGAUUCUGAACAGCGUUUAAUGGCUGGAAGGGUAAUUAAACGCUUCAUUCUCCAUGCAAAGAAGACUGCCUUUGUUGUGGAACAUGACUUUAUAAUGGCUACCUAUUUGGCUGACCGUGUGAUUGUAUUUGAUGGAAUACCAUCUCGGAGUACAAUAGCUAAUCCUCCACAGACACUGCUUGCUGGAAUGAAUAAAUUCUUGUCUCAGCUGGAAAUCACAUUCCGAAGAGACCCAAACAAUUAUAGACCAAGGAUUAAUAAGAUGAAUUCUAUUAAGGAUGUGGAGCAGAAGAAGAGUGGAAACUACUUUUUCUUGGAUGAUUAAACUUUCAUUUUUUCAGAGCCAAACUGGUGGAUCCACAUUGUCAUAUUCAAUACAAGAAACAUUCAGAAUGAAAACUGACAGACAUCUUUUACUGUUCAAUCAACAACUACAGAGCAGUUCUUAAUUUUGAAAAUGUUCAUGUUCCCCCACUUAAUAUUUCUAGAUAAUUGGUGUAUGCUCUGGAAAUUGUGGUUUUAUCACAUCUACAUUUAUUUAUUCAUGGCUGUGAUGAAAAAAUGCCAGUUUCAGGCAGACAAAGUAGAAACUCAUUGAAUUGGUGAAAAACAACCAUGUUCUGUAAAAGGUGACCAGAGAGGUUAUGGUAUAUUUAACAAAACAAAAAGUGGAAACAUCAAUUCUGCUUUAUUUUUACAUCCGUUUCUUUUGACAAUAAUUGCAUUUUGAUGAGUAAUCUUUUAUUUGCAAACGGUGUCCUACUGACAAUAUUAAAUCAUAUCAAAUGUA